AUGUCUCUGAGUAGCGGAUCUGGUACGCCUGGGGCAUCAAAACGACCAGCGGAAGAUGUUUCAACGCCUGGCAAUGAAAAUAAGAAAGUGAAAGCCGAGGUUCUGGAAAAUCCACUUGACGACGCCCAUCUAAAUGGUCUUUUCGACCCACUCCCAUUUGAAACCAAAGGAGGCGCUAUUGACAGUGGAUUUGACUCAUCGAAUGCUAAAUUUGAAAUGCCUGACUUCCUUGCUGAUAGAUUGGACGUGUCCACGCCACCAGUUAAUAAUGGCUCUGCUCUGGCAGCAACGUCCAAGUCGCCAGCGGCGACUUCGAUGGGAGCGGGAACUCCAACAGAUUCAAAAUUUUCAGGGGCUAUUACCAAUAAUGCAGACAAUUCAGCUAGCGGCUUCCAGAAAACAAACGCCCAGACAUCAUACAACAAUGCUAACCUCACCAAUGUUCUGUCUCUUCCCCGCGUGAAUUCAACUAGUCGUGUUCCUGAUUAUCAUCAGGGCCAAGCUAGCAAUUCUCCAGCAACUGCUCCGGAACUCUAUCAAUCCUCAUCGAGCAUAAAUGUAUCCUCUGCAUAUCCAUAUCAAAAAACAACAGCUGGAUCUAUGUACCCUAAUCAGUACCGUGCAAACGCAGGCACGCCGGGCCCACAAUACAAGCCCAGUACCCGCUUUGACCCGAAGAAGACUUACCCAGCUCCAACAGGUGUGCCAAACAUGACUAAUGCUGGACCUGCCAUGACAGGCUACGGAGGGGGUAAUGCAGGUUCAACUCAAGAUAAAGAUAAGCCAGCAGAUCCAUCGAAGCUUAAUGAUGCGCUUGCUGCUGCUGGAGUGGACAUCCAAAGAGAGGAAGAAUUACUUUCUAUUCAAAAUAAUAGGACUGCUAUCAAUCUUCACCAACAGCAAUUUGCCAACAGACAAAGACAAACUUUCGGACCCAUGGGGUCGUUCCUCCAUCCAUACCACGUGGCUUUAUUCAUGAACAGAACAGCAAGAGAAAAUGGCGUGGCGCAAAAUUUUAUGGUUGACCCGGAAAUGCUUGAUUUCAUGUCUGCUGCUUGCAAAGAGUGGCUAUCUUCAAUCGUCAUGAAGACUAUUGCUCUCGCACGUCACAGAAGAAGAGGAAUUCCAGCAUUCAACAACAAAAAUGGAAAUUCAGGUGGAAAACCCAAGAGCAUACCUCCUCUGCAAAGAUCGGAAGUGUCCAAAGAAUUGCGUAAUUUGGCUCUUAGGCAGAAAGAGCAAGAGGAGAGAAGAGUCGCUAAAAGAUUGGCUCUUGGGCUUGAAAAGUCAGACGACGUUGCUCCUGAAACAGGGAAUAAAGUUGGCGCAGAAGAGACAUUGCAUCGGGCAGCUAAUGCUACUGCGGCCAUGAUGACCAUGAACCCUUCAAGAAAGAAGUAUUCGUGGAUGACGUCCGGUGCGUCAGAUGGCGGAGACGCUGGGAAGGCUUCCCCAGCGAAAGAUAGUUCUUCCAAGCAAAGUUCACUUAUCUCAACACGGGGUGACAAUGGCUUACGAUACCGCGAGAUCAGAACAGGUAACAUGGUCACAACUAAAGAUUUACUUGGGGUAUUAGAGGAUGAACGUAUGGGUACAUCCAAAGCAUUGAUCAAGGCUAUGCGAAGUUGA
Clavispora lusitaniae ATCC 42720 is the source of this 1629-nucleotide messenger RNA. RefSeq names its product Taf4p (gene TAF4). NCBI's taxonomy places the organism in Eukaryota, Fungi, Ascomycota, Pichiomycetes, Serinales, Metschnikowiaceae. Gene Ontology annotation, molecular function: RNA polymerase II general transcription initiation factor activity; DNA binding. The record is from RefSeq and is a predicted model, not a curated record. Gene Ontology annotation, biological process: transcription initiation at RNA polymerase II promoter. Gene Ontology annotation, cellular component: transcription factor TFIID complex.